GCGGCGGAGCGGCGCGGGCAUGGGCGGGGGGCGGCGCUGAGCGCGGCCGCUCCGUGCGGGGCCGCUGCCCGGGGCCCGGCGUCCCCGCGGCGCCAUGGACCUGGACGUGGACUACGAGCGCCCCAACGUCGAGACCAUCAAGUGCGUGGUGGUGGGCGACAACGCCGUGGGGAAGACGCGGCUGAUCUGCGCCCGCGCCUGCAACGCCACGCUCAGCCAGUACCAGCUGCUGGCCACGCACGUCCCCACCGUCUGGGCCAUCGACCAGUACCGCGUCUGCCAGGAGGUGCUGGAGCGCUCCCGGGACGUGGUGGACGAGGUCAGCGUCUCCCUGCGCCUCUGGGACACCUUCGGGGACCACCAUAAGGACCGGCGCUUCGCCUAUGGCAGGUCAGAUGUGGUCGUGCUCUGCUUCUCAUUGGCGAACCCCAACUCCCUGCGCCAUGUGAAGACGAUGUGGUACCCUGAGAUCAAGCACUUCUGCCCCCGGACGCCCAUCGUGCUGGUGGGGUGCCAGCUGGACCUGCGCUAUGCCGACCUGGAGGCCGUCAACCGGGCCCGGCGCCCCUUGGCCAAGCCCAUCAAGCCCACGGACAUCCUGCCCCCGGAGCGGGGCCACGAGGUGGCCAAGGAGCUGGGGGUACCCUACUACGAGACCAGCGUGGUGGCCCAGUUCGGCAUCAAGGACGUCUUCGACAACGCCAUCCGGGCCGCCCUCAUCUCCCGCCGGCACCUCCAGUUCUGGAAGUCCCACCUGAAGAAGAUGCAGCGGCCGCUGCUGCAGGCCCCCUUCCUGCCCCCCAAGCCCCCGCCACCUGUCAUCCAGGUCCCCGACCCGCCGGCCAGCCGCGGCUGGGGCCCCGCCGCCCUCUUCUGCACCCCGCUCUGCGCCGACGUCGUCUUCCAGCUGCAGGGCGGCCAGCGGGUCUUCGCCCACCGCGUCUACCUGGCCACCUCCUGCUCCAAGUUCUAUGACCUCUUCACCCUGGAGGGGCCGCGGGGAGGGGCCAAGGAGCCGGCCACCCGCACCAAGAGCCUGGACGGGGAGCGGGGGGCUCUGGCCGAGGGGGCGCGCGCCCCGCUGCGGACUUCGCAGAGCGACGAUGCCCUGCGGCCGACGGCGGGGGACGGCGCGGCCCCCGGCAGCGGCGGCCGUGACCUGUCGGCCUGGGGCCGCGGCUUCGUCAGCAUGCGCUGGGAGCUGGUGGCGGACCCGGUGGCCGGGCGGGAGAAGCGGAUGGCGGUGGUGUGCAUGGACCGGCGGGUGCAGGCGGAACCCUUCCGCGCCGUGCUGGAGUACCUCUACACCGGGCGGCUGGACCAGGCCCGCGGGGACCUGAUGCAGGUGGCCACCAUCGCCGAGCUGCUGGAGGUCUUCGACCUGCGCAUGAUGGUGGCCAACGUGCUCAACAAGGAGAGCUUCAUGAACCAGGAGAUCACCAAGGCUUUCCACGUCCGCCGCGCCAACCGCAUCAAGGAGUGCCUGGGGAAGGGGGUCUUUGCAGACGUGGUUUUCCGUGUGGAUGACGGGGCCGUGCCGGCACACAAGCCCCUGCUCAUCGCUGGCUGCGACUGGAUGAUGGCCAUGUUCCGGGGGGCUUUCCGGGAGAGCUACGCUGCCGAGGUCUCCCUGCCCGGCACGAACUGCGCCUGCCUGCGCGCUGUCCUUGACUUCCUCUACACCGGCGUCUUCACCCCCACGCCCGACCUGGAUGCGAUGGAGCUCCUCAUCCUCACCAACCGCCUCUGCCUGCCCCGGCUGCAGGCGCUCACAGAGCAGUACGCCGUGGACGAGCUGCUGCGAGCCUUCAUGCAGCGGGUGGAGAUUGACGAGCAGGUCAUCAUCUACCUGGAGAUGACGCAGUUCCACAACGCCCGGCAGCUGGCCGCCUGGUGCCUGCACUACAUCUGCACCAACUACAACAGCGUCUGCCGCCGCUUCCCCCGGGAGAUGAAGUUCAUGUCCCCAGAGAACCAGGCGCACUUUGAGCGGCACCGCUGGCCGCCGGUCUGGUACCUGAAGGAGGAGGACCUGUACCUGCGCUCCAAGAAGGAGCGGGAGCGGGAGGAGCAGCUGCAGCGCAAGCAGCACACCCGCAGCAAGUGGUGCUUCUGGCGGCCCUCGCCCCACGUCUCCUGAGCCGAGGGGGGGGGGCACGGCCGGGCUGGGGGCCGCCCGAUCGGACCCUCUCCCCUCCGAGGGCUGCUGUCCCCCCGCCGGCCGCUGCCCGUUUACACCCCCCCAUCCCGGCUGUUUACAGGCGCUGCUCGCCGUUGCCGCUCGCUGGGUUGUGGCCCGUUCUCCCCGCCGUGCCUUUUCCCGGCACGGGAGCGGGGCCGGCCAUGCCGAGCUGUGCCGUGCCGUGCCGGCAAGGCCCCCUCCGCCCCGGCCAACGCUGGUGCUACCUCUGACCGAGCAGUAUUGUCGGGCUGGGGGCAGGCAGGGAGCGGGGGCUCUGCCGGCCUCCUCCUCCUCCUCCCGGGGGGGUCCCCCAGCCCAUGCCAGGUGCUCCCCCAGGCAGGGCUCUCCGGUGCUGUAUUUUCUUCCCCCAACCCCGACAGAGGCGGGGGGGGGGGCCAAGCUGUGAGCGGGGCAGGAGGGUGGGAUGGGCGCGGGGGUCCCUGGGGUCCCUGGGUGCUUGUGUGGCUGUAAGAGCUGCUCCUGCCCGGGGGGGGGAGGGUGGCCCGACCCCCGCAGCUCAUCUCUGUGCCUUGGACAUGCCCCUGCAGGGCCACGGGCUGUGUCCCAGUGGUGGGGGCCAUUGUCCCUGGCCCGGGUGUCCCGGGGUCCCCGGGCUGAACUGCACAACCGUUUUUACACUUUUUUUACCCCCUGCCCCACGAGCACACCGGCCCUUGGGCCCCCCCUCCCCGGCUGCCCCAGCACUGUGAGCGGGGCUGCCCACGCCUCUCAGCAUCGGCUGUUUUAACCUUUAAUAAAGCCUUUUGUAACGGG
Messenger RNA from Aquila chrysaetos chrysaetos, 2956 nucleotides. Its product is annotated as rho-related BTB domain-containing protein 2-like. Lineage: Eukaryota; Metazoa; Chordata; Aves; Accipitriformes; Accipitridae. The coding region runs from base 95 to 2140 and encodes 681 amino acids. Gene Ontology annotation, biological process: small GTPase-mediated signal transduction; proteasome-mediated ubiquitin-dependent protein catabolic process; regulation of proteolysis. Gene Ontology annotation, molecular function: GTP binding; GTPase activity; ubiquitin protein ligase binding. The transcript has 9 exons. The record is from RefSeq and is a predicted model, not a curated record. Gene Ontology annotation, cellular component: cytoplasm.